GUGAUUGAGCGCAGCUCCGCAAACAUCAACCUGAAUAGAGAAAUAAACAUGAGCGAGCACUGAACGCGCCUCUUUCAGUCUUUACAUUCAAUAGACGGCCAUUCAACUGGCCUUCAUUUCAUCUCCUUUUCGAUCCUCGACUAUCCUGCAAACUGUCUAAUCUGGAGGAGGACGGGGAGACUAGCAUGGCCAUGACGGGAGGCAUGGCAGCGCCACUCCCAAUGAGCAACCAUACACGAGAGAGAGUCACGGUGGCCAAACUCACGCUGGAGCACUUCUACAGCACUCUGCUCACCCAGCACGAGGAGAGGGAGACGAGGCAGAAGAAGCUGGAGAAAGUGAUGGAUGAGGAGGGGUUACCUGACGAAGAGAAGAGUAUGAGGCGCUCUCUUCAUGCUCGUAAGGAGACCGAAUUUCUGAGGCUUAAGAGGACCCGCCUGGGGCUCGAUGACUUUGAAUCCCUCAAAGUGAUCGGUAGAGGAGCAUUUGGAGAAGUGCGCCUAGUUCAAAAAAAGGACACGGGUCACAUUUAUGCCAUGAAGAUCCUCAGGAAAGCAGAUAUGUUGGAGAAAGAGCAGGUGGCACAUAUCCGGGCAGAGAGAGAUAUCCUGGUGGAGGCUGAUGGUGCGUGGGUAGUAAAGAUGUUCUACAGUUUCCAGGAUAAGCGCAAUCUUUAUCUCCUCAUGGAAUUUCUUCCUGGGGGAGAUAUGAUGACUCUGCUGAUGAAGAAAGACACUCUAUCUGAAGAGGCUACUCAGUUUUAUAUUGCAGAAACCAUCCUGGCCAUCGACUCCAUUCACCAGCUGGGCUUCAUUCACAGGGACAUCAAACCUGACAAUCUGCUCCUCGAUUCACGGGGCCAUGUCAAACUGUCUGACUUUGGCCUGUGCACAGGCCUAAAGAAGGCCCAUCGGACUGAAUUUUACAGGAACCUGACACACAAUCCUCCUAGUGAUUUUUCAUUUCAGAACAUGAACUCAAAACGUAAGGCAGAAACGUGGAAAAAGAACCGAAGGCAGCUGGCAUAUUCAACCGUGGGCACACCGGACUACAUCGCCCCCGAGGUAUUCAUGCAGACGGGUUACAACAAGCUGUGUGACUGGUGGUCUCUUGGAGUGAUAAUGUACGAGAUGCUGAUAGGCUACCCACCCUUCUGUUCCGAGACGCCACAGGAAACUUACAGGAAAGUCAUGAACUGGCGAGAAACACUGACCUUCCCUCCCGAAGUCCCCAUUUCAGAGAGAUCCAAAGACCUGAUCCUUAGGUUUUGCACAGAUGCAGAAAACAGGAUUGGAUCAGGAAGUGUGGAUGAAAUAAAAUCUCACCUUUUCUUUGAGUCUGUGGACUGGGAGCACAUUAGAGAAAGACCUGCUGCUAUUUCAAUUGACAUCAAGAGCAUUGAUGAUACGUCCAAUUUCGACGACUUUCCAGAGUCAGACAUUCUACAACCAGUUUGUAUGCGAGCAUCAGUUAGGAAUGACGCUGAUCUGAUGUCUGUGAGCUGUACAUUCAAGGCAGAUUUAAAAUUGACAAAUGUAACCGAACCAGACUUCAAGUCCAAGGACUGGGUUUUCCUCAACUACACCUACAAGCGGUUUGAAGGACUGACUCAGCGUGGAACCAUCCCAACCUACAUGAAGGCAGGCAAGGCAUGAAACGGGCAACAGCGUUAGCCUUCGACACCCUGGAAUAAAAGCAGAAUUAGAAUGUAAAUGACAAUUGAAAAGCAGAUGUCGGCCGAUGGAGGUCGUCUCUGCACAGAAGCUUACGCACUGCCGCUUCGAGCUACAAAGUAGACCUGUUCUCAAAGAAGUCCCUGGUGACGAUAAAAAGAAAAAUUAAUAAAGAUAAGCAUAGCAAUUAUAUGGCCAAACAAAUGGAGAGACACUUUAUGUCUGCUGCUCAGCUAUGAGGAAACACAAAGGUUUUCCGAAUGCUUUACAACACUGGAUCAAAACAGGGUCACAAAUGAAAACAAAAGGGAAGUGGAUGCAUCACUGAAGCCUUAUGUUGAGAAUACAUAGGAUGUAACCUUUCUCCUCAAACCUCUUGAGAAAUCUGCAAUAACGUUGAUUAUUUUCUCAGUCACUUUUACCUUCUUUCCCUUAGGAAGUUGAAAAUCUGUAUAAUGCCAAAUGAAAGAUUUACAUUGUUAACUACCUGAUGCUGAAUAUUUCCCACAAGGGUAUUUGUGGGUUUUGUGCUUUUGUUUUGUUGUAUAAUCGUAAACAUCUAACUUGAAGAUAAAGCUCAUAUGGGUUAUAAUUCCUCUAUAAGUGGCCUAUAAGUGCCAGUGAGCAGCUGACCCUUCCUCUUUCCCGUCCCGGUGCAUUUCACACACACACGCACAAGUGAUCUACUGUAAUCGAUUUGUUUUUGUCGUUUCGUUUCCUACUCUUGUUUCAUUGUAAUUGUUGUUCACCUAUGCAACCAUUUUUGUAGUUUUUUUUUUUGUAACAAAUGCAAGAUGUAGCUUCAAUCAGUGGGUUUAGAGGGAAUGCAAUGCAGUUAAAGGGAUAAUUCACCCAAAAAUGAAAAUUCUGUCAUUGUUUAUUCACCUUAAAGUUGUUCCAAACCUGUAUACAUAUUUUUUUAUUCUGCCAUUGACUUCCAUUGUAAGUUAGUGGUGCUCCAAAAGUGUUACAAAUAUUGCUCAAAAUAUCUUCCUUUGUGUUCAGCAAAACAAAGAUAUAUCAAUAUACAGGUUUGGAAAAGCAUGAGGGUGAGUAAAUGACAGAAUUUAAAGUUAUGGGUAAACUACCCCUUAAGUUUAUUUUUAUUUUUUUGUCGUAUCCAUACAUAAUGUUAUUUUACAAGUAAUACAGGGUGAAAUAAUCUGCUAAUUUGCUAUUUUUUAGCAUAUUGUAACCAAACUAACUUCUACACAUAAGACAAAGCUUGUACAAAAUAUUGUGUAUAAUGCUGGUAAACAUAUCAAUAGAUUACACUUCAAGUUUGUGUAAUGUUUAAAGAUUAAUAAUAGUUAGUAGUGGUAAAAAAAAAAGGUGAUAGUCAUUAAGUAUUGGCAUUAUUGAGAAUAACAAACCAGUCAGUGACAAUUUUGUACCACUCCAAUAAAAUGGCCUCUCAAAUUUAAGCAUCUCACAAAAGCCUUCUUAACUGUUUAAGCUAUUUAGUGACUGAAUUGUCUUGCUGUUGUGCAUGACUACAAUUUACUGGCCUAAUAAAAAGGCUGUGAAGAGAGCAAAUGCUGUAGCUUGAUGGAUUUGUCUGUAAUGUAAAAGAUACCUGGUGCUGGGA
This is a messenger RNA of Paramisgurnus dabryanus, 3261 nucleotides long. It is a transcript of the gene stk38l, whose product is annotated as serine/threonine kinase 38 like. Gene Ontology annotation, molecular function: ATP binding; protein serine/threonine kinase activity. The record is from RefSeq and is a predicted model, not a curated record. Gene Ontology annotation, biological process: protein phosphorylation. NCBI's taxonomy places the organism in Eukaryota, Metazoa, Chordata, Actinopteri, Cypriniformes, Cobitidae.